Molecule: messenger RNA, 759 nt
Organism: Ceratitis capitata (Mediterranean fruit fly)
Lineage: Eukaryota; Metazoa; Arthropoda; Insecta; Diptera; Tephritidae
Exons: 1
Coding region: 365-532 (55 amino acids)
Molecular function (GO): NAD+ poly-ADP-ribosyltransferase activity
Source: RefSeq, a predicted model, not a curated record
UAAAGAUCUUUAGAACAUAAACAAAGCCGACUCACACUCAAAUUUGAUAUCUAAGUGCAUUUGACAUUUCUUCCGAUUUGUAAUUUAAACAAAAGUUUAAAAAAGUUGUAAUAUUUACAACAAAGAUGAGCUCUCAGCGUAACGUAGAUCUUAUCAGCGGGCAAUUUAUGUUUGUGAUAUUUGCCUAAUAGUUGGAACAAUAGUUGUUACCUGCGCACUGCACGCUUCCGAACUGAAGUCAAGUAUAAAAAGCUUCAAAUGUGCCCAGCACGUUGUUAGUCAGAACAGAGUUGCAAAACUAUUAACUUUGCAGUGCGAAAAAAAACACAGUUACUUAUUUCCAGCCUCACAUCGUUCGUCAGCAAUGAAGUGGUUAUCAUUGUUCUUCGUCUUUGGUUUGCUUGUCCUGAUCGGUAAUAUGGCUGCCAUAACCAAUGCAAAGCCUUAUCCUGAACCGCGUGGACGACCAGCCACCACCUCGCGUCGUCCGCCAACUACCGAUAAUAAUGAUGCCGCCGGUGAUCGACGCUAGCUGCCAGAGGAAUCGGGACUGGAGGAUGAGGAAGAGUUGGCAGUUAGUGCAGAGUAUUGGGAUCGUAGGGAGCGUUAUACGCCCAAACCUAUGAAAUGUUCAACACCGAUGAAAAAGGAUCGGCGUAAAAUUAUUGUACAAUGUUAUGGUGAAGAGAAAUUGCAAUAUGUUGAAAUUGUUUUUGUUUGAGUGAAAUUCUUAAUUGUUUUUAAAUUUGUAUUGAUAAA